AACUUCCUCACUAUCAGGACCUCAGCCAGGCAAGAUGGCUGCGGCCGCUCAAGUCGUUGGAGAGUUUGAAAACUGGCUGAAUGAUCGGUUGGACUCGCUCGAAGUAGACCAAGAAGUUUAUGGCGCAUAUAUACUCGGUGUUCUUCAGGAAGAGGAGAAUGAUGAAGAGAAAAAAGACGCUUUACAGGGCAUUCUCUCCGCUUUUCUGGAAGAUGACACCCUAGAAGAGGUUUGCCAGCAGAUCCUACAACAGUGGACCGAGUGCUGCAGCAGAAAUUCAACAAAGAGAAAUGAGGGAGAUGAUGAGGUUCAGGCCAUUGCCAGUCUAAUAGAGAAGCAGGCGCAGAUUGUGGUCAAACAGAAGGAGGUGUCAGAGGAAGCGAAGAAGAGGAAAGAGGCUCUGCUGGCCCAAUAUGCGAAUGUCACAGAUGAAGAGGAUGAAGAAGAGGAGGAAGAGCAAACGGCAGUGGUGAUACCCAGUGAAAAAUCACUAUUCAAAAACACCAACGUUGAAGAUGUUUUGAACCGCCGCAAACAGCAACGGGAUAACGCUAGAGAGGAUGCACAGAAGAAGAAAGAACAAGACAAGAUGCAACGUGAGAAAGACAAACUGGCCAAGCAGGAGCGAAAGGACAAAGAGAAGAAAAGGACACAGAAGGGAGAACGCAAGAGAUAGAGAUGCAUGGAUUAUAUAAGGUUCUUUACAAAAAUGAGCGAAUAGGAAAAAUACAAUGAAACCUCAGCAAACAAUGUCCAGACUAACAAUAUGAAUUCUGUUUUUGGUCUGAUGUUGUCUAUUAAAUGAUAAUGUAGGGCCUAUUGAAGCAGUUUCUAGGCUUAAAUCAACCACACACCAGCAAAUGAAUGAAAUCGUCAUCAUGACCCAUAUAUUACAGGUGCUUAAUGCUAUACUACUUUUUUUAAAGUGUAUCUCAUAAAACAAGACUAUUUUUCACUCCAAAAGCUAAAAUAUUUGUCUUUAUUAUCUUGCAGAAUUAUAAUAGUGAUAAUGCAAAAUAUUUUCUUUUGAAUUUGGGGUGAAAUGUGACCUAGACUUUCUUUUUUUAAGAUCAAACCUUUAAGAUCUACCAGCAGGUAACCAACACGCUUGGGUCAAAAAACACCAUCUUUUUCCUUGACAACUGUUUUUAUGUUCUCCACAGGCUGGUAAUCAUUAGCAUUUCAGUGAUUAUAUAUAUAUAUAUAUAUAUAUAUAUAUAUAUAUAUAUAUAUAUAUAUAUAUAUACUGUAACUCAAGACGUGUUACAUCUAUUUAUUCAUAUUGCAAGUUGUUGUUUUUUCAAGACGACCUAAAAAACCAUAGGUAGCCACUUUGUCAUGUAGCAAUAUAUGAAGAGGGCUCGCAGUCAACCCAAAGACAGAAAAACAGUUUUUUGGAGGGGCUGAACUAUGAACACGUCUGUGUACUGAUAAACGCCACACAAACAGAUCUUGGUGGAAGUCUGCGUCUUUAUUUUUGGUUGUUUUUUAUUAUGUAUUUGCAGUGUAUAACAUUGAAUCUAUGUGAUAAUUCGUGUGUGUGUGUGUGUGUGUGUGUGUGUGUGUGUGUGUGACAAAUAACAACCAUUUAUUUGACGCUGCUACAUACAGUAUUGUGCCAAUACCUUUCAUAUUGCCUUGUAUACUGUCAGGCUCCCUCAUAGGCAAAGACAUAUCUUUAAUUGCUAGCAUCUUUUAACUAUUAAAUGCUGAUUAUUUGAACCUUUUUAUUGGAGCUUCAGGUUUUUGUACACUAAAUUAUUCCAAAAUUAUUACAAUAAACAGAAAGUUGUGUGAAUGAACAUUUGUUUUCACUUUUGGCUGAUAUGACCAUUUAACCACCAAUUAAACAUGGUAUUAUGGUGUUGUAACUGUAGAUUGUACAUCACAGCCAGAUCCUUAAACAUUUUGAAUGUGUAAACAAUGCAAAUCCCAUCGAUUAUCUGUUUUACCUUGCAGAGACUAGACCAACUAAAAUGAAAUGUGUAGUGGUUAUAAAGUCAUACCAAUUGCUUUGCAUCGAAUAUAUUUAAUUAGGGUAUUUUUAAUGUAUGCAAUAAAAGCCUUAAAUUGAGCUCUGACACAAUACUGAUGAAACUGUUUUACGUCCUGCUUCCAUCUAAACAAACACUGCAUAUCUUCUACUUUUUUCUGUACAUCAGAAACAUUUUAAUGUUAAGGUAAAUCAAACUAUUUACUAUAUUCAGGGGUCAAACUUGAGUAACUAGAAAAUAGGAUAUAAAGGGUUUGAGAGUGAGAAACUUGUUUACAAAUGCUUUCCUAACUAAGCAAGCCAGUUGUUCAUGGGGUAAACUAAUCAUAACACUUCUCUUCUGACAGCUAAAUUUUUCUUUAACACUUUAGGUUCAUCAAAAUGUUGACUUGAAAAUAAGUUUUUUAGUCACUGUGCAUUAAAUAACAGUGUAUCUUUGAAUAAAUGAAUACAUUUGUAUUUAAAUAAACUGUAGUGUUAUGCACCA
Messenger RNA from Paramisgurnus dabryanus, 2480 nucleotides. Lineage: Eukaryota; Metazoa; Chordata; Actinopteri; Cypriniformes; Cobitidae. The record is from RefSeq and is a predicted model, not a curated record.